Molecule: messenger RNA, 1482 nt
Organism: Paramecium sonneborni
Lineage: Eukaryota; Ciliophora; Oligohymenophorea; Peniculida; Parameciidae
Source: the annotation of a GenBank genome assembly
AUCGAUUAAAAUUACAAUUUAUGGACUUCACUAUUAAAGAUUCAUUCUUUGAUGACUAAGAACAACAAUCCUUCUGGACAUUAACCAAAUUCCCAGCUAGAGAAAUCUAAUAUGAAUUAAGAGACAAUAUGCUUAUAGAGAAGGAAAAAGAACUUGUGAAACGUAAAGUUGGAAUAAUGACUCAUUAUUUGUUACUUUUCAAAGAAUAAGUAGAAUUUAAAGUAUAUUUUUAAGGAAAUUCAUAAGUGGAUAAAUUUGAUCAAUGUUACUAUGGAGUUUGUUAAACAUCCAGUAGCUGGUCAAGGAAUUAGAUUUCUUAAAAAUAAACAAUCCUUUGAAAUGUAUGGAGAUGUUGAAAUAUGGUUCAAUUAUCUUAAAUAAUAUUGUAUUUAGAGAAACUUUGCUUAAAGAUACACAUUACUUAAAAAAAUAGGAUAAGGCAAUUUUGCUGAAGUAUUUCAUUAUUUGAUUGUCAGGUAUUUAAGGCUAUAUGUAAAACUGAUGGACAAGAGUAUGCAAUUAAAUGUUUUAGAAAAUCUGAUCUUAAAGAGGAGGUUGAUAAAUUAUCGAUUAUUAAAGAAACUUCGAUAAUGAGAAAACUUUAAAAUGAUUCAGUAAUAAAAAUGUAUGAAGUAUUUGAAGGAGAAGAAUACUUAUACUUAGUUCUUGAGUAUUUAAGAGGAGGAGAGCUUCAUAAAUUCAUGAAGAAGUCUCCCCCUUUUUCUGAAGAAAAAUGUUCAAAGUUAAUUUACAAAUUAUUAAAAACUUGCUAAUUUAUUCAUGAAUAAGGAAUAUUACAUCGAGAUAUAAAGCCUGAAAAUAUUAUGUUAAGAAAAAGAGAUGACUUGGAUGAUAUCUGUAUUUGUGAUUUUGGUUUAGCAGAUCAUUAUACUUCAAGUGGUAAGUAUUUAUUCACUAGAUGUGGAACACCAGGAUAUGUUGCACCUGAAUUAUUAUAAGAUAAAAUCUAUGAUUAUAAAGUAGAUAUAUACAGCAUUGGCAUUUUGAUGUUUAUUUUAAUUGCUGGUAAAUCUCCUUUUGAAGGUAAAGAUUAUGAUGAUGUGGUUAUGAGAAACUAUUAUGCAAAAGUCAAAUUCGAAGAAUGUAAAUUGAGUGAGCAUGGAAUGAAUCUAUUGUAAGGACUAAUGAACAAAAAUCCUGUUAAAAGAUUAAGUGCUUAAGAAGCUCUAAAUCAUUAAUGGUUUAUAUAAGAAAAAUUAGCAAAAACAUGUCAAUUUAAAAUUCGUAGACAUAGCAAUGUUAAAAAAUUACCACAUCUUGAUGGAUCCCCUAUUCCAACUACAAACUUUUUAAGUCCAAAAAACUCAUUUAAUAAUCUCAGUCCUUAAAGUUUGACUAGAACCGAUGAUAAUACACCAAAAUCUCCAAUUACUCCAGUAACACCUCUAUAACAUAAAGGAAAACCAAUUCGUAAAUCGAUUUUCAAUCUGUAAUAACUAUGAGUACAAUUAUUAAUCAUAU